Camelina sativa (false flax) is the source of this 1657-nucleotide messenger RNA. RefSeq lists its product as uncharacterized. The record is from RefSeq and is a predicted model, not a curated record. NCBI's taxonomy places the organism in Eukaryota, Viridiplantae, Streptophyta, Magnoliopsida, Brassicales, Brassicaceae.
UUUUUUUUUUUUGUUCAAUUUCUCUGAUGAAACUGAGAAGAAGAAGAAAAAGAAUCUCACAUUAGGGUUCCUCAGUGUUGGCAUAUUCUGAGGGUUUUCUCAUCUCUCAUUCCCAUGUUGACCUCUCCUUGCUCUUCUUCGUCUCUCCUUUGCCAUCGCCCAGCGCUAUCUAUUUCGCGUUCUAAGUUUAGGGUUCCUUGUCGAACUGUCUUCUCUCCUGAUCUUACCCAGAUUUCCCCUUUAACUGCUGCUUCUUCACCUUCUAAUAAGUCCGCAAAGCAAAAAUGGAAGAUUUUUUGCUUUAGAAAUGAGGAUUCUGCUCCUGAGAAUCCGGAGCAAUUCGUGCCUGAGGAAAUAGUUAAGCCAGAUCAAGAUUCUCCAUGUACAGAUAAAACUGAUUUGAAGGCAACUCUUCAAAAGGCUGCAGAUGCAGUUUUGAAGGCCAUUGGGACUCGUUGGAAAGUACCAUGGACUGUUGAGACCAUUGUGCAGGUAAUGCUUCUGUGGGUAGCUGCUUUCUGGUUCAUUGGUUCAUGGAUGAUCCCAUUCAUGGCUCAUAUAUCAGGUUUCCACAAAGAAUCCCUAACAUUUAGAGGCCAAGCGUUGUUCAGUCUAGUAACUGAUGUAACAGAAGGCCUUGCUGGGAUUGCUAUCCUCCACCGUUGUCUCUCCAUGUUCCGUCCUCUUGCAAGCGAUUGGUUCCGCUUUAGCCUCAAAGGAAACUGGCAACUAGAUGUUAUCAUAGGCUGUUUCAUGUUCCCUUUCGUUAACCGUCUAUCCCAAUUAAACCUCAACCUUUUGCCACUCCCAAUAGAAAUAUCCAAAAUUCUCCAUUUUUCAUUGUUUCCACUCUUCAAAAACCCUAAUUUCCCACCACUGUGGAUAGCCAUUAUCGCCGAGCCUUCUUUCCCUUUCCCUGAAGACAAAAUCACAACUUUCUCGGAGUUCAGUGACCAGAAACAAGACAUCUCGCCACCACCAUUGUUUGUGUACUCCAUACGAUAAGAUCUACGAACCAAUCUCACUCCAGCUAAUCGAUAUUUUCCGGGAACUUCUCAGGUAAGAAACAGAUUCUGUCGUUUGAGAAGAGAUCCAAGACUCGCAUUUUCCCUGGAGAUGUCUCUUGAAGCUUAACAAGCCAAGUACUCGGAUUCAUCAAAGGAGCUUCGAGUUUAUAGGCGCUGCUCUGUUUCAGAAUGAAGAAACCAGAGGUUGAUGAAGAAGAAGAUGACCAAAAAGGAAGAUACGUUGGGAAUUUUGAGAAAGGAUUGUUUUUCUUGCUGUUGUAGUCGGAGAGAGGAAGACAGAGACGCCACGUGGCGCAAACAGAACGGAGACAGAUGAGAUCAACGGUGUCUGAUGAGCCGUCGUGGUCAAGACGAUUUGAGAUCAACUCAAGUAUAUCUAAAGGAAGAUCAGACCAUUGAGAAGGAAGAAGAGAAGAAGAAGACUCCAUGGAAGAGAACAAAAGUGAAAGAUAUGAUGAAAUUUUUCUGUUUCUUCUUCUUGGGUUUUCGGAAUUUGGAUCAUUUAAACUGUUUUAAAUAAUGAUUCAUCUUUGAUGUUGAAAAUCAUUUCUCAUUAUUUGUUAUUAACUUAUAUCAUAAUAAGAAAAUGUAUAUGAUGAAUGAUUUUUAAACACAACAUAGUUUUUGUA